CCGAGAUUUAGAAGCAAAAUGGCCGACAGUUCAAGAAUCAUUGGAAAGAUCAGCGUCGUAGGAACACUUUACAGGAAUUCAGAGGCUAGUUUGUAGGUCUAAGCGAUAUAAAAGUCAGUAAUACAAGGGAGAGAUUGAACCUCGGGUAUUCGAACCUUGACGGCAUUAAAGACAAAGCACGAUAGCGGAUUCUUCUAAGCUUUCGUUGUUGUUCGAGUUGACAGCUGAUUUCGUUUCAAAAUGUCGGUGAACUACGCUGCCGGUCUGUCUGAUUAUCCACAUAAAGGGAAGUGCGGAUUACCUGAGGUAAGAAUCGUUUAACAAUGAUGUUUAAUAACAAUGAUUUUGUUUAAUUGAAUGUGCUUUGUCUGACGAAAUAUCAGAUAUACACUCACGAGUAUAGGACUAGGUAAGCUGCAGUCGGUAAUUUCUACGUUAAACACUCAAGAUUAGAAAUACAAAAGUCUUCCUUUUCAAAAUUUGGAGCCACACUGUAGAAUGCAAAACCAACACAUUAUAAACAGCUUAAAUACGGCAAUUUCAAAAAAUGAUUGCAUGAGACUCUAAAGCAGAUCCUAAAGGACCAAGACGAAUUUCUUGGACCGCUCAACAUUCUACAACAACUGACUUUCUCUUAGUGUUAAUCAUUUUGCUUGUAAAGCUAGCAUGCAUACAUAUACUUAAUUUUUAUCCUUUUUCAUGUAAUUGAUUGUGCUCUAUUGUCUUACCUAAUUAAUCUUCCCUUGUCUUAUGACACUUUUUUUUUCUUAACAUUUUAUUUUACGAAUCUACCGAAUUUUUUUUUUUUCACAACCCGCCUCAAAUAGCCUUUGCCACAUGCGAGUUGUGUUUUCAUUAGUUUUGUAAGGGACUGAUCGUUUAUUAUGUCCCAUGGGCGGAGUGGAGGGGUUGGAGGGGGGGGUACAAUUUUCUAAGAGGCUUGAUUUUGGGGGGUCAAUUUUGAAAAUGCACAAAAUGUGAGGGGAAUUGAAAUGUUACCCAUAUAAAGCUUGGCCCAGUAACUUAUCAGCUAUUUCUACUACCAGGAAUUUAGCUUGCAUGUAUGCACAUACGCCUAUGCAUACAGCUGAAAUCUGGAAAAAUAUAUAAAUUUUGUUUAAUUUCCUGAGAGCAUUUUUAUCAUUAAAUCAGGAUGAAUAUUUCACUUUGUAAUGGUGUUUUUGUGUUAGGAUUUCCUUUAUCCUUUUACUGAUUACAUUGUAAGUAGAGUGAAGUGGAUCCAAGUGUGAAGCCACAGACCUUGGUGGAGACUUUUGACCAAGCCAACGACAAUUCUAUCCCAGAGUAUAAUGUAGCUCACAUAACUUUGUUGACUUAUCCUUGUUAACAUGCACAGCUGAGUGUAGCUUCAGUGGUAUGAAGAGACAAUCUGCAAACUCCUUUACGAAGGACCAUGACAGACGAGAGACUGAGCCCCCUUGCAAUUCUGCACAUACACAAGCUCAAGGAUGUAAUUGAUGUUGAUUGCAUUUUAUAAAAUAACUGAGAUAGUACGCGCGUUCUGAUUGGUUAAAAACCUAUGGUUUAUUGUGCCGGUAAACUCAUAAAAAACUUGAAGUUAUUUUAUAAAAGCAAUAGACCACACUUUCUAUGGGUUCACUGGCAUGAUAACACACUUAUGAUUCUAAGGCUAACUUCCAGUGAACAAACUACAAAAUUCCCUGCUCAUUCUGAACUUUUGAAACGACAACGAAAAACGUUUGAUCAUCGGCUAUAGGCAAAAAAAUAUCUCCACUGAUAAAAGCUAAACAAACAGCACAAAGUCUUGAAAUUCACUUCUGUGAGUUCCGCUGCAGAACAGUCGAAGUUUCUCAUCUGAAAAUGCCAUCGAAUGAAUUUAACAGUCUUUGAAAAACCUUCGAUAUUAAAAUCAUGACCUUUCCUUCAGUAUUAGAAACAUUUGGUUGCUACUGCAUGAAGUAAAAACUGAUGAAAAGUCAGGUUUCAUAUUACUCGUGACAUCGGUAUGCCAUUAACUUUUGCAAGUUUGUAGCGUUUGCUAUCUUGCUAUGACCAAGAACAGUACACUCAGAGGUUUCUUUUACCAUUUAUUCAGCGUUAUCUACGCCUCCCUACUUUUUGCCGUCUGUUUGUGGGAACUUUUGAAAGGCUCGCAAAAACAUUCCAGUCGUUGAAAAUUAUUCACAGGGGCUAUUCAAGAUCAUAUUUGAAUCUCUUUUUAAUUUACACCGUCACGUGAGAUGCAUGUAGAUACAAACCUUCACAAAUUUAAAAACAGUUGUGAUAGUUCAAAAGAUAGACUUGAUACCAAAAUGCUGAGUCAAUUUUCCAAACUUCAAGACAAAAUCCUUUUUGUCCUUUUUUAUCACCUAAAAACUUAAACUUAACUUCACUUAAAUUGUAGACACAAGUGUAGUUAGUGGGUGCAUUCGCUGUACGUGUGAAUGGUCAUUGUUAUGUUUCUCGAGAAAUAAAUCAUUUCUCGAUAUCCUUUCAAGUGGUGACUGUAAAAAAAUCUGGUUUCUCGAAACUCGAGACUUGGUUUUCCCGUUUCGAAACUCGAUUCGUUCGAGGCUCAAUUAUUGUUCCGGUUUUGUCUCUUAUCUAGCAAGAUCGAAGGGCCUCUGCUCGUAGGGUAUAAAUUGAUAAACAACAACUUCUUCAAGGAAAGAUCUUUCCAGCAAUACCUCUUUUUAGAUAUUCUGACCAAUCCUGUCAUAGUUACACUCACCAAAAAAGGUAUCAUUUUGGGGAAAAAUCCACUGCUAAUUUCGCUGUCUACAUACUACUCUUUAAAGAUUCAAUUUGCCCCUCUCCUAAGAAGUUAGCCAGCCACAAUUCCAUGCAAAAGAAGGAUGAUAAAGUGGGCAACAAAACUGCUAAUAAACAAGAAAGGCAAAGGGAAAAAAGAGAGCAAGAGAGAAAGAAUAGAUAAAUAGAUAAAUACAUUCGCAAAAAAAGGGUCCAAACUUUGGCUUUUGUGCAUGUGUGAAAAACAAAAAGGCUGAGUGGUUAAUUACAUCAGAUUAGUUGAAAAAUAUGCCUUUUUCUUGCAAAACUUGCUUUUAGCCUUUCUUAUGCUAAUUAGCAGAAAACUAGUCCAAAGAAGAGGAAUUUGUAAAAAAAUGCAGUUUUUUUGCUACUUGCCAGCCAUCAUUAAAGCGUUAAUAAAGUUGCUGAUCUUUUCUAAUAGGGCUCCUAGAAAUGCUGCUCAGGCUCCGGGCUCCCAAAAAAUUUUCUUAGGCAGCAGCCUUGGGUAAAGUUUUUAUACACCACACUUUUCUGAAAACCCAAACAACUCCCACCCCCGAUUGUAAUAAACAAUCAGUCCCCAACAAGGUUUUUGAAAUAUAAUAAAGUUGCUUUUUUUGCUUUUUAUUGUUUUUUCAAUCUGUAGGUUUUUGACUCUCCUGAGCAGCUGGAUGUAAAAAUGGCAGAUUUGAUACAGCUUUUUCGUGAAUCGAAAUACAUUGUGAUUCACACAGGUGCGGGUGUUAGCACUGCAGCUGGUAUUCCUGAUUUCAGGGGACCAAAAGGUGUUUGGACUUUGGAAGAAAAAGGAUUAGCUCCUCAGAUGGACACUACAUUUGAUGAGGCCAAGCCAUCCCUCACACACAUGGCUUUGCUCAAGCUUGUACAAGAAAAUUUUGUCAAGUAUAUUAUUAGUCAAAAUGUUGAUGGCUUGCAUUUGAAAUCAGGGCUUCAAAGGUAUUGCAAACAAUUAUUUUUUGACUAUAUUUUAUGUCAUAAAUUAUACCUUCCCCUCAAGGGUAAACUAUAGACCUCUUUAGAAUGUUUGUUUUGUUUUCCCAAAAGAGGUCCCAGGGGAACUUGACCCUUUGUCUUUUCAUAAAUUAUGCAUACAUAUGCACUUGAAUAAGACAACAUUUUUAAAAAAACAGUUCUCUAGAGUAUGUAUUGGGAAAACAAAACAUACAGAUGUCCUGUAAGAGGACUAUUGCUGAGGCAGUCAUGUAGAUGCCAAUAAUUAAUUUUAAGUUUGGAUUGUAUGGAGUGGGAAAUGGGCUUACCCUAAAGGGGUAUUGACAAGGCCCACAGGAAUGAACUGGAGGCCUUCCCUAUCCAGAGAAAUUUCCUAAAUUCUGUGUUGCAAAGAUAGUAGUGAGGUUAAUACGCGACAGGACAGCUGGAAGAAGAGGAUGGUAAAACACUUGUGUUUGACAAAUGUGGCAGGGCUAUUACACAGGGGUUUCAUUAAGGUUUUGAACAGUAGGGCAACUGGUUUUGACGCCGAGGCAAAGAAUUGGUUGGGGCAUGCUCCCCUGGAAAAUCUUGAAAUUCUAUAGUUGCAGAGAUGUAUUUUCCUACAUUCUGAAGCUGCAGACACUGUCUUUCAACUCCAAAAAAGAUAACCUUUCCAGACACUUUAAACAUGAUUUGACACCAAUAUCCACCACACAAACAGGGUCUUUUUUAAUAUUUCAUAAUCUUAUUGACAUAUUGUCACACCAAACAAGAACAAUUUUAAACUUAACUGUAACUACUUAAAAGGUUAAAUCACAAAGAAGUCUACUCACCUCUUGGGCUUUUCUUUGCUGGAGGCAAUUUGGGUGGAGACAAAAAAUACUCGGCAAUCAAACGCGUUCAUUUCUAGGCCACCAUGGCUCAGACAUGUACUUGUAACACUUAAACAUUUCAGAUGGUCUUUUAUGGAGCGCAGCUCUUUUUGCAAUGCGUUUUGCGGCAAUUCUUGAUUUUCAAUAACGGGGGGUUUUCAUACCGCUUGUGAUAAAGAGGAAAUUUGACGGUAAAUUAUGUUACUUUUAAGUUUAAGAAGGCUCAUCAACAUGUAGAAAAGGACACAAUUGUAACUUACAACUGUUUUUGAUCAUUUCUUGUAUUAAAAAAAAGUUCUUUGAGAUGUUAAGCAGCCAGGCAAAGUCAUGUUCACAGCUGGUCAAUUUGCCUGGUGCACGGCCCUUAAUCAUGCUCUCUUCAUCAUGACUGCAUGUUCUUUACAUUUUUCCUGGAAGGUCGAAGCUUUCUGAACUCCAUGGUAACAUGUUUGUGGAGAAGUGUGACAGAUGUGGAACAGAGUAUGUCAGACAACAUGCAAUGACAACUGUUGGACUGAAAAAAACGGGAGGAGUAUGUGAAAAGAAACGUGUUAGAGGACAUUGCCGGUAUGUCCUCUUUGCUUUGAUAAUAAGGGCGCAGACAAUACAUGUAGUUUACAAAAUAAAAAACAAUAAUAGGUACAAAACUGUAUUGCUAGCAUGUUGUUGUUUUCCUCAAUUUGUUUACCCUUUUUCCCCCUAAAGCGACUAAAGUCAAAAGUGAAGAAUCUUUCCAAAUUUAAUGUGGCAAAAUAAUUAUUUAGAAAAACAAAACCUUAAUUACCAUGUUUCAUUUGAAUGGUCACAUUAUAGGAUUUUGUCCACGGACAUAAAAGUCGUAACACAUUAAUAAUUUUUUUUUCAUAACUGGCUUUGGGAGUGAAAAUUGUUUACCAGCCCAGCACGAUGCUGUUUAUGUUUAUGGUGAUUGUUUGUGAUAUUCUAGUGGUAAACUGCAAGAUACCAUCCUAGACUGGGAAGAUUCUUUACCUUAUCAAGAUUUGGUCUUGGCAGAACACCACUCAAGGUAGGUCAGGAUGCACUAUCAUUAUCAUCAGGAUAAAGUUACAUGUAAGUUAGCAUCCUUUUGAGCAACAAAGUGGAUUCGUCUUGGAAUGAAAUAUGUGUCUUUCAAGUCUUCUCCAACAAGCUGGAACUGAGUGUGACUUUUCCUCUGUGAUCUCCAUGAAGAGCGAGACUGUGCAAUAUUAAGUCCUGCUUUAUUAAAAUUAAAGAGCACUGUUUCAUCCCACCUCACCCUCUCCUCUCCAACCCACCAAGACCUUUAGAAAGGACAAUUACAAAGAGUGGUGUCUGAAUCUGUGUAUGGUAUAGCAUUGUUGCUGUUUGCUAACUGUUUUUUCCAAAUCCUCCAUUCUAGGCAAGCUGACUUAGCAGUGUGCCUUGGAACUUCACUUCAAAUCCAGCCGAGUGGAAAUUUGCCAGUUCUCACUGUCAAAAAUGGUGGAAAACUAGUAAUUGUUAAUCUUCAGAAAACAAGACAGGUGAUUAGUGCUUAUUGGGUAUUAAUAUUUUAUUAGUCAUAUUUCCAAAGGAAAUCCCCAGACUUCUGGCUUGCACAGUUGUCCAGGGACCUCCCCAGUGUUCACUUUAUGGAGGUGUCCUUUAAAUACAGCUUUUUUUUACAGAAAAUAAAAAAGACAGGGACUUUUUGGCAAAGGUGUCCAAAAGUCCCAGUGCGCUAAUUGUGGUCCACCUAAUAUGGGUUUCACUGUCCACAGGACAUUGUUGACUGCAUACCAAUGAUUUCAAUAUCUUGCAGACUUUUUCCAUUCUGUAAAAGUUACAUGGAAUAUUUAAAUGUUAAAAUAAAUUGAACAGUUAAAAGAACACCUAUUUGUAAUAUUAUUUUUUGUAAAUACAUGUAAAUAAAUAAAAAGUUACAUGUCCUUGUAGGGAAUAAAAAUGAAAGCCAGGAGAGGUUCUUUCUCAGGGUUUGGUGUCAUUAUGGACAGGAAACUGUCCUCCCGCUAUGAUAAAGAAACUCCUGGUGAUAAUUUACAGUUGCAAAUUGGGUAACUAUCUGUUAUACUUUACAUUUACACUGUAACUCAGAUGGACUCAUAAGAUCUUUGUCCAGUAUUCCUGUAAAGUGGAACCUUGGGUGUACAAUUUUAAUGCUGUUUCUCAAGGUGUCUAAUAGGAGCAUUUGCUGACUAUACAACUGUCAACAGUACCUUCUCCAGAUCACUUUUGUCUUUAAUAUUGUAAACUAGCACUGCAAACUUUAAAUAUGUAACCAUUUUAUAGACUUCAUCUUACAGCUGUAUGUUUGAACUUCAGGAUAAGAAAGCCACCUUGAUUAUCAACCAUUAUGUAGACAAAGUUAUGAAAGCACUCAUGGAUGGCCUAGGAUUGUCCAUUCCUUCUUUUACUGGAAAACCAUGGUGGACUACUCCAUGCAAAGAUAUGAACAGUACAGAAACAAAAGACCAGGUGGAAGACAGGAAUAAUGACCAAGUUAAUUGUAAAGCACUGUGUGUGAAACGGUUUAAGCAAGAUCAUGAAGAAGACGAUGGCAAAUAACUAGAUGGUUAUUUCUUAAUAUUUUAUUUGUACAAAACUACAUAUUUAUGCAUUUUUAACUUAUUGGUUAAGACUACAGAUGCAUUUGUUAAAAUAAUUAGAAAUAUUAUUGUACACUGUAUUUGGUAUUUCCUUACACAGUCAGUUUACUAUCUUGCUCAAAGUUCUUAGCAGUGGUUGGGAGAGCUAGUGCAGUCAAAAUAUCUUUUCAUCCCCAGUUGUUCAAAGGAAUUUCAAAAUAACCCAGCAAGAUUGUGCUCUAGCAUAAGCAUAACAAGCGCCUAACUUUUGUACCCGGGCGACUAGAAAAUCUUACUUUUUCCCAUAGAAAUCAUAUUCUGGGCACCCUGGAUUUCACAGGUUCAGAGCAUUGGCCCUUUCAGUUUUUCUUUGAGCACAGUCUUGUCCAGGAUCUACAGUCUUUGUAUCCUCUAAAAUGAUUUGUUGAAGUGGCUGAACACAGUUUUGCGGCCGGUCAUCGAUAACUCGCUUGACGGCGCAUGUUUUAAAUAAGACAAACAAACACGGCGGCGAAAAAGCAGUGGUACACAGCAGACGAUUUCUCAAAAUCUACUCAUUAAAAUUUUGUGAUAUUUGGCUGAAUUUUUGGUUUUAUCGUAUUUUAGAUAAUAAGAACUUUAAAGUUUCAAAGGGUAAUUAUUAAUUGUAGUAAGCUGUGUGCAAGUUUAUGGGAAAAUCUAAUGAGUGAAUUUUAUGUGUUGUGUUCAAUCGUUCAUGUUGCAAUGGAAACUGCGAAGACACCCAAUUUUGCCGGUCAAUCAAAUCUGUCAUCAGUAUAUUUUUCACUUGCCGAGUUUCAGCUUGUGAGCUGCAACCUUCCUCGUGCCAUGAUUUGGCAAAUUACAUACCGUAAAAUUCCGAAAAUAAGCCCCGGGACUUAAAUUAUUAAAGGGCCCUUUUUGAGGGGCUUAUAUCUACGGAGGGAUAUUUGCGUUUCAAACUCGAUUGGGCUAGCCUCAUAGUUGGAAGUAAAUUUACCGUUUUUGCUUUGUUUUGCUUUGUAUUUGAGGGCAAUUUUCCAAGUACAUCCCCUCGGGGGGCUAAUAUUUGGAGGGGCGAUUUAACGGAGGGUUUUUGCGUUACCGGUUUGGGGGGCUUAUACAUGGAGGGGCAUAUUUUCGGAAUUUUACGGUAUACUCACAAACUGCCAAAACUGGGUUCAGCCACCUUAAAAGUAACAGAGAAAAAUUAAUUCCUUUGAAGAAAAGAUACUUAAAAACCCUGACAACUGGGCCCAGAUGGAUGAGGAGGAAUAAGUGAAAUAUUUGAAUUAGGAAAUUGUCUUCACUGUAGUCAUUGUACUCGUAUGUGAAGGUCUCUUUCUUUGAUUCCAACAAAACUACACUCAGUUCUCAUAUAUAAUAUAGGGACCUUAAAAAGAUUUGACGACAGCGACACCUAAGAGAAUGUCGAAAAUUCAGUACGUUCAAUGAGCAAAACAACAACUUUACACUUACGUAUAUCACGCUUUUUUGUACAUUUCUUUGUCGUCACUUUACGACUACUACGUAAAAAUGCCUGUUUUCACGUUUUAUGGAAGACGUGAACAGGCGACGACGAAAUUAUCUCCCUCUUGGUAAACUUGGAUAUUGUUCUUAGCAAUUCAGCUCCAGGAGAGUUUGCCCACAUUUGACAAAGUAGGUGAGUUGGAAAAAUUACGAUGAAGAUUGAAAGAAAGCGAUGUCAUAUUUUAAGCGACGCAUCCGCCGCCGUUGUCGUCUUCGGAUCUUAAGGUCUCUAACGCUAUUUGUAAAAAACCUGUUACUAUAUACUGUAGUGCAUAAUACAUAUAUACAUGUAACCACUUUUUGGAACUGUUUAUUCUUAGGUUUAAAAAUUUACAACUAAUAGAAUUGAUAUAAGGUUUUUUCAUGCUCCUUAAUUGUUUUACUCUGUUAGAAAUAGCUUUGAAAGAGAACUGAAACGAAAUUACUGACGAUUUUGUAACCAAGUCACCCAGGCUUACAUCAAUUAUUGACAGUCACUUUGAAGUUUUCAUUCUUCUAUUUUUUAUGCCUUUGUGAUCAAAAUUAUAAAGAUACUACUAUAGCUAAGGCAUUCAUAAUAUUAUAAAAGUCAGACAAUGCUGAAGGGUAACAAAUUUAUGCUCAUUUAUGUGACAAACACCAACUCGAUGUACAUGCUACAUAUGCUCAUUAAUAAAAGGUGCAUGUAAGUCCAGUCUGUGACCUAAUUAAAACAAGCUAC
Molecule: messenger RNA, 9335 nt
Organism: Porites lobata
Lineage: Eukaryota; Metazoa; Cnidaria; Anthozoa; Scleractinia; Poritidae
Source: the annotation of a GenBank genome assembly